Molecule: messenger RNA, 1070 nt
Organism: Lycium ferocissimum
Lineage: Eukaryota; Viridiplantae; Streptophyta; Magnoliopsida; Solanales; Solanaceae
Product: mitochondrial uncoupling protein 3
Exons: 3
Coding region: 1-918 (305 amino acids)
Biological process (GO): mitochondrial transport; response to cold
Cellular component (GO): mitochondrial membrane
Source: RefSeq, a predicted model, not a curated record
AUGAAAGCCCAAGAGGUAAGCAAUGGCCGGAAAGCCCAUACAACAAAGAUAACACUAACGGCGAUUUCAGCAAUGACGGCCGAAACGGCGACGUUUCCGGUUGACCUCAUCAAAACUCGGCUUCAACUCCACGGCGAAUCUCUCGCCUCAUCUCACCGGACAUCAGCCGUUCGAUUAGUAUCAGAGAUCUUACGAAACGACGGCGUUUUAGGACUAUACAAAGGAUUGUUACCAGCAAUUAUAAGACAUCUUUUUUACACUCCAAUUCGAAUAGUUAACUAUGAGUUUUUAAGGAAUUUUUUAGUUCCUGAUGAUCAUACUCUUUCUCUGUCAAGUAAAGCUGUAAUUGGUGGAAUAUCUGGUGUUAUUGCUCAGGUUGUGGCAAGCCCAGCUGAUCUUGUCAAAGUUAGGAUGCAAGCAGACAGUAGAAUGGCAAGUCAGGGUCUGCAACCUCGAUAUUGCGGGCCAUUUGAUGCUUUCAACAAGAUUAUCCGGACUGAAGGCUUCAAGGGACUUUGGAAGGGUGUGCUACCAAAUGUCCAGAGAGCUUUUUUAGUUAACAUGGGAGAAUUGGCUUGCUAUGAUCAUGCAAAACGCUUUGUUAUCAAUAACAACAUAGCGAAUGAUAAUAUUUAUGCGCACACGUUAUCAUCUAUAAUGUCAGGCCUGUCAGCAACUACAUUGAGCUGUCCAGCAGAUGUGAUUAAGACAAGAAUGAUGAAUCAGGCUGCUGAUAAGCAAGGGAAUUGUAAAUAUAGGAACUCCUUUGAUUGUCUUGUCAAAACUGUUAGAGUUGAAGGACUCAAAGCAUUAUGGAAGGGAUUCUUUCCUACGUGGGCAAGGCUUGGCCCUUGGCAAUUUGUAUUCUGGGUAUCAUAUGAGAAAUUCCGACAAAUUGCUGGUCUCUCUUCAUUCUAACCAAUUCAUCAUGCUGUGCGCUAUAUAAAACAGUAGAGCAAAGGAAAAUUGGGGGGACAAAGUUCUCUACUUGGAAUUAUUCAGUAUUGGAUAAACGCUCCCAUUUCCUCUACUUGAGCCAUUUAAACUAUUUGCUGUCUGUUCUUAAUCGA